This is a messenger RNA of Vespa mandarinia (Asian giant hornet), 1086 nucleotides long. RefSeq lists its product as uncharacterized. The record is from RefSeq and is a predicted model, not a curated record. Gene Ontology annotation, biological process: negative regulation of biosynthetic process. Lineage: Eukaryota; Metazoa; Arthropoda; Insecta; Hymenoptera; Vespidae.
UUUGUGCAUUUUUUUCGUUCGAUAUGAACUUACUUCAUUCCGUACUUAAACAGUACACGGUCUACAAUACGUGUGUGUGUGUGUGUGUGUUGUGUAUAGAGUAUUGAACAAAAUUUGAUUCGUGAGUGCGAUGCGUCAUUUGUCGGAUGAAUUCAUUGAUUGAGAAAAGUGCAAUUAAUGUGAAAAUGGAUAGAAGUGGAAACGAAAAACAACAGAAGGAAAAGAUGGCGAAGUCUAACGAAAGUUGUAUCGACACCAUGGCGGAACCAGUCAGUGUAAUGCCUGAAAAAUGGGUUAACACCGCAACGAGCGAAACUUUUUAUUACGUUGGUGUAAGAGGAUCGCCGUAUGCAACUGAAUCAUCUGUUUUUGAAUUAUCUCCGGACGAACUCUUGGCACUUACUAAACGUUUUCAAAGCUCUGCUUCGACGGUGGUCAAUGGCGCUCUAAUCAAAGGACGACCCUUUUCGGUUAUUAAUGCUCUAGCCGAAUUAGGCUAUCGAGUUAUUUGUAGUACCGGAGAAGCUGAAAUUCUUUGGACGCUGCAACGGGAGGUUUAAUUUUUCUAAAGUAUUGUAUUUGUAGUAAAGAAUAUGCACAUAUAUAAAGAUAUACACCAGUAGUUUGUGCGUAAUAUAUAAUAUUAAUCUGCGCAAUCAUCAAAGAGGAUCCUAGAACAAUUAUCUAUUCUUUAUUUUAUGGACUAAUGGAUGAUCGUUCGCUUUUUAUUUUUUACGUUUGCCGAUUAUUAGUCUCUAACAAUUUAUCAUUAUAAGCGUUAAAUAAUAAAUGCGUACGGACCAAAUAUAACGAAUCGUUAUUUGUAAAAAAUACAUUCGAUUAGUAACUAUUUUUUAGUAACUACUUUAGUAAUUAUUUUAUUGGAUUAUACAAGGAUAGAUACUUUUUAUACAUUUUCUUAUGAAAAGAAAGAAAAAAAAAACUGCAGAGUUUAGCAUAUUUUCAUAAUUCGCUAAAUAUACAGAAUGGAAUUGUUAAACGACUGUACAACGAUGCCUAUGUAUGAUAUUACAACGUAAAAAGAAUAUUAUGUAGUUUUUUAGGCACGUUAAAUUGAACCCAACA